GGCCCCGCCCCGAGCCUGAGCCCGCCUUCCGGCCGCCGCCGCGGGCACAGUCUGGGCAGCUUUGGGUGCUGUGGGAGAAAACGCAGCCUCCGCUAAAUUCUCCAAGGCCGUGUGUCGGCUCCCGCACACAUGCAGGCCGGCGCCAGAAGGACGGGGGCCAUGACCGAUGUCCACCGGCGCUUCCUGCAGCUGCUCAUGACCCACGGGGUGCUGGAGGAGCGCGAGGCGGAGCGCCUGCAGAGCCACUGCUACAAGGUUCACAACCGCAGUGCUCAGGUGGACAAGUUGGAGGACUUCAUCCACAACAUCAACAGCGUCUUGGAGUCCUUGUAUAUUGAGAUCAAGAAGGGGGUCACGGAGGAUGAUGGGAGACCCAUUUAUGCGCUGGUGAAUCUUGCUACAAGUUCAGUUUCCAAGAUGGCCACGGAUUUUGCAGAGAAUGAACUGGAUCUCUUCAGAAAGGCCCUGGAGCUGAUCGUCGACUCAGAAACGGGCUUCGCAUCUUCCACAAACAUCCUGAACCUAGUCGACCAGCUGAAAGGCAAGAAGAUGAAGAAGAAGGAAGCAGAGCAGGUGCUGCAGAAGUUCGUGCAGAGCAAGUGGCUGAUCGAGAAGGAAGGGGAGUUCACGCUGCAUGGCCGGGCCAUCCUGGAGAUGGAGCAGUACAUCCGGGAGAUGUACCCGGAUGCUGUGAAGGUCUGCAACAUCUGCCACGGCCUCCUCAUCCAGGGUCAGAGCUGCGAGACCUGCGGCAUCAGAAUGCACCUGCCCUGCGUGGCCAGGUACUUCCAGACCAACCCCGAUCCGCACUGCCCGCACUGUAAUGACUGUUGGCCCCACGAGAUUCCAGAGGUCUUCGACCCCAAGAAGGAGAGGGAGACUGCCGUCUCCAAGUCCAGCCGGAAGUCCCAGCGGUCCCGGCAGCAUUAGCCUGCGCGCCUGCAGGAGGCUGGCUCCGCCUGAGUGGCCCUUACCCCUGUGCCAGCAGGGGCUGGUCACAGCACUGGCAUGCCCACCGCCCUGCUCCGCGCUCCUCGGACAGCUUUACAAUAAAGCCUCGCAGGGGGCGUGCGGGGCGUGCGCCUGGCCGCCUGCUCU
This is a messenger RNA of Octodon degus (degu), 1098 nucleotides long. RefSeq names its product NSE1 homolog, SMC5-SMC6 complex component (gene Nsmce1). NCBI's taxonomy places the organism in Eukaryota, Metazoa, Chordata, Mammalia, Rodentia, Octodontidae. The transcript is spliced from 9 exons. The record is from RefSeq and is a predicted model, not a curated record. The coding region runs from base 130 to 930 and encodes 266 amino acids. Gene Ontology annotation, biological process: double-strand break repair via homologous recombination; DNA damage tolerance. Gene Ontology annotation, molecular function: ubiquitin-protein transferase activity. Gene Ontology annotation, cellular component: Smc5-Smc6 complex; nucleus.